Molecule: messenger RNA, 1874 nt
Organism: Neocloeon triangulifer
Lineage: Eukaryota; Metazoa; Arthropoda; Insecta; Ephemeroptera; Baetidae
Product: facilitated trehalose transporter Tret1-like
Exons: 5
Coding region: 202-1632 (476 amino acids)
Biological process (GO): transmembrane transport; carbohydrate transport
Cellular component (GO): membrane
Molecular function (GO): sugar transmembrane transporter activity
Source: RefSeq, a predicted model, not a curated record
AUGAAUUUUUUAUCGGCAUAUGAUAAAAAAAAUCGAGCGUGAGUGUUUGGUUUGGAUUGUUUGACUGUCCGAAUCUCCCAGUUUGAGGGGAGCAUGUGAUUUUCGGCUCCGUAAUCGUUGAUCAUAAUAAAAAAUUAGAAAAACAUCAAAUCUAAACGUUUCAAUCUUCAAUCGCAUUUUUGGAAAUAAAAACUUGCAAAAAUGGAGACGCGAAAAGUUUAUGAAGAGACCUGUGAGGUGAUGCUGCCGCAAAAGGAUCAAACAGCGCUGCCACAAGGGAAAAAAUUCCCACAAUAUGUUGUCGCUCUCAUUGCAACUCUGGGUUCCUUUUGUGCGGGUACUGUGAUGGCUUGGACGUCGCCGACCCUCCCUGUGUUGAUGGGCCCAAACAGCCCCUUGCCCAUCACCGCCGAAGAGGGCUCGUGGAUCGGCUGUCUGAUGGCCGUCGGCGCCCUUUGCGGCGCCCUGCCGGCCGGCGUCGUCUCCGACAAACUGGGUCGGCGCCUCACCAUGCAGAUCGUGGCGGCGCCGCUGAUCGUCAGCUGGGUCAUGAUCAUCUUCGCACCCUCCGUCGGCUGGUUGUACGCGGCCCGCAUCAUCGCCGGCCUCGGCGUCGGCGCCGUCAGCGUCGUGGCGCCGAUCUACGUUGGUGAAAUUGCAGCCAGCGCCAUCCGAGGAUCGCUCGGAGGCUUUUUCCAGAUGCAACUCACCAUUGGCAUUCUCUUCACCUACUUGUUCGGAGCCGUUUUAAGUUAUCUCUGGCUCAACAUCAUCUCGGGUUGCAUCCCCCUCGUUUACCUGGUUAUUCUGUUUUUCGUCCCAGAAACACCUCAAAAUCUCUUGUCAAAAGGAAAACGCACUGAAGCCGAGCGGUCUCUGCAACGUUUGCGCGGCGACGGCUGCUACAUCACAGAGGAGCUGCGUCAAAUGCAGACAGCGUUGGAACGUCAGCGUGCCGAGACCACCAGUCAGAUGGAGGCCCUCAAGUCCAUAUUCAAGGAGAAGGCGUCGCGAAAGGCCCUGAUGGUUGGACUUGGACUGAUGCUGUUCCAACAGCUUUCCGGAAUCAACGCCGUCAUCUUCUACACGGUGAUCAUCUUUGACGCCGCUGGAAGCACCUUAUCACCGAGCGUGGCCACCAUCAUCGUCGGCGUGGUGCAAGUGGUCAUUUCCUUUUUGGCCCUACUUCUCGUUGACAGGGCCGGCCGAAGAAUUCUCUUGAUGAUUUCGUCAAGCGUAAUGGCAAUUUGUCUGGCAGCUCUGGGUGUCCAUUUCUACCUGUUGGACACUGGCGUCGACGUUUCAAACUACGGACUCAUUCCUCUGGCCAGCGUGGUGCUUUUCAUCAUCAUGUUCUCCCUUGGCUUUGGUCCCAUUCCGUGGACGAUGCUCGGCGAGUUGUUCCCAGCCAAGAUCAAGGGAGCAGCGUCCGCCAUGGCCUGCGUUGAGAAUUAUGUGCUCGUUUUCGUGGUGACCAAGACCUUCCAAGGGCUUCUCGAAUCACUCGGAUCGGCUGGCACCUUCUGGAUGUUUGGCGGAAUAUGCAUCGUUGGCACAGUUUUCGUCUUCUUCCUAGUUCCAGAAACCAAGGGCAAAACGCUAGACCAGAUUCAGCUGGAGCUUGCUAAAUAGAAUAAAAUCAUUUUAAUUAAAUUUGAUUUAUUUUAUGUAUGUUAAAUUUUAUUGUUUACGUGCUAAUUAAUUUUUUUCAAUCAAUUUAUUGAAAAUUCAAAUAUCUUUAUCAUAAUUUUUUUUUUUUAUUAAAAACGUCCACAACCUUUAAAAGGGUUGUGCAAUGCUUUCCAGUAUUAUAUUAUUUCUUGAAAUUUUUUAGUAGGUUUAAAAAUAAAAUAUUAAAUUUAUAAAAUUGCAUA